UUAUUUUUACACGACUCUGUUGAAUUAUACAAAGCCCUAAUUCCUCGAACCCUAAUGACUUGUACAAGCUGCCAUCCAAAUUAUCUACUGAUUCUUCUUCGUUUUCUUCUUCUUCUUCGUUCGAUCGGUUAAGCAUUACCAGAAAGUCAAUAUCGCCGUCUCGUUUAUCCACUUGGCCGUUUGGGUGAAGGAUGCGCUUCAAUUGAUCUCCCAUUUUGUUGGAAAUGCUUUAUGAACUGCAUUCCUAGCUCAUUGUUUUCUCGUUCGAAAAUUGAAAUUUCCUUAUUUUUGUUGUAGUUUAGUCGAUUUUCUUAUCAGGGAUUCGGUUUUUUUCAAUUUUUUUUCUGCGAAUUUCGAACUUGGGGGGGUUCGCAUUUCAAUGGCUACCGAGGCGACUGAAGCUACGACUAAGUUUCAGAGUCCGGGUUUUCGCCCGGUACCGUCGCCUCCGGAUUUCCAUCCCGAAAUUAUUGUCUCAACCCAUGAUGGUCUCCGGUUCUGGCAGUUCAUGAUUGCCGGUUCAGUCGCGGGGUCUGUGGAGCAUAUGGCUAUGUUUCCGGUUGAUACCGUCAAGACCCAUAUGCAAGCCCUUGGUUCUUGUCCGAUUAAAUCUGUUGGAGUUCGACAAGCCCUUCGGUCAAUUUUGAAGUCAGAGGGACCUGCUGGUUUUUAUCGGGGUAUUGGUGCUAUGGGCCUCGGAGCUGGUCCUGCACAUGCUGUGUAUUUUACAGUUUACGAGAAUUGUAAAAGGGUUUUCUCUGGUGGGGAUCCUAAUAAUUCAGUAGCCCACGCUGCUUCUGGUGUCUGUGCGACGGUGGUGAGUGAUGCUGUCUUUACACCGAUGGAUAUGGUUAAACAGAGGCUGCAGCUGAGUAAUAGUCCUUACAAGGGAGUUUUGGAUUGUGUCAAAAGGGUCCUAAGAGACGAGGGUUUUAAAGCAUUUUACGCUUCAUAUAGAACUACAGUGUUAAUGAAUGCUCCAUUUACUGCUGUGCAUUUUGCAACUUAUGAAGCUGCAAAGAGAGGUUUAAUGGAGGUUUCGCCAGAGAGUGCUAAUGAUGAACAGUGGAUUGCUCAUGCGACAGCAGGAGCUGCUGCUGGAGCUUUAGCUGCACUUGUUACAACGCCGCUUGAUGUGGUUAAGACUCAAUUACAAUGUCAGGGUGUAUGUGGAUGCGAUAGAUUCAAAAGUGGGUCGAUUGGGGACGUGAUUCAAACGAUACUGAAGAAGGAUGGAUAUGGAGGGCUUAUGAGGGGAUGGGUUCCAAGGAUGCUGUUCCAUACGCCCGCUGCAGCCAUUUGCUGGUCGACAUACGAAGCAAUAAAAUCGUUCUUCCAAGACCUCAACAGCAGCAGUGACAAUGUAACCUGAAAAGAUAAGCAGCAGAGCAGAGUAGAGAGGAGAGGGGAACGAAUACUUAAUUCUUUUUUUACGUUGUCCCUUACAAAGAGCUUCUCUGUUUUGAGCUGCAGAGAGGCUUGCAGGAGAGGAGGGGAGUGUCUCAAAAGGCGAAUGGGGGUAGCAGUUCUAGGCAAAGGAUCUCCAGAUUUGGUACAAUCUGUAUUCCACUCAUUGGUGAUGGUUCUAAUAAUGCCAUAUACAAAAGUUUUGAUCCAUUUCUUUCUUUGUUUUUUUGAUGGUUGUUGUUCUGGCAUUAAGACCCACCCUGUUUUGUUUGUUUACCAUCAUUUAUAUAAGAUUCUGGGUUCAUGAUCA
This is a messenger RNA of Cucurbita pepo subsp. pepo (vegetable marrow), 1717 nucleotides long. RefSeq lists its product as uncharacterized. Gene Ontology annotation, molecular function: ferrous iron transmembrane transporter activity. Gene Ontology annotation, cellular component: mitochondrial membrane. Gene Ontology annotation, biological process: iron import into the mitochondrion. The record is from RefSeq and is a predicted model, not a curated record. Lineage: Eukaryota; Viridiplantae; Streptophyta; Magnoliopsida; Cucurbitales; Cucurbitaceae.